Molecule: messenger RNA, 1118 nt
Organism: Triticum urartu
Lineage: Eukaryota; Viridiplantae; Streptophyta; Magnoliopsida; Poales; Poaceae
Product: fasciclin-like arabinogalactan protein 2
Biological process (GO): plant-type secondary cell wall biogenesis
Cellular component (GO): plasma membrane
Source: RefSeq, a predicted model, not a curated record
ACCACCAGCUUGCCAGCAGCCACUCACCAACUUCUCUCUCUCUCUCUCUCUCUCUCUCUCUCUCACGCUCUCUUAGCUAGCUCGUGUCGCGCGUGAUGGGACCUCAGCUUCUGCUCCUUCUUCUGCUCGUCGUAUCUGGAGGCAUUGCCGCUGCCGGCGCCGACGACGCCGGGCUGCCCCGACUCGAGUUCCGAGGCGUCGUCUACUCUGGCCUUGGGAACGCGUCCGUCGCGCCGGAGGAGCUGGCGUUCAUGGACGUCAUCUCCGCGGACGGCGCCUGCGGGCGCUUCGCCCGCCUCGUCGCCGAGACGGGGAACGCGGGCGCGGUCUUCCGGGAGCGCGUCACGGACGGCGGCGGCCUCACGGUGUUCUGCCCCGAGGACAAGGCCCUCGCUGAGUUCGAGCCGACGUUCCGAAGCCUCGGCGCCGACGACCGGCUCGCCGUGCUGCUGUACCACGCCACGGCGGCAUGCUACGGCAGGAAGCAUUUCCAGGCGUUCGACUGGGUGGCGGUGAGCACGCUGGCCGUUGACGCGGCCACCAACAAGGGCAUCGCCAUCACCCUCCGCGAUGACGGGGACACGGUGGAGAUGUGGCCGUCGCCGCCGUCAUGGGAGGGCGCUGCCAGGGUGACCAAGACGGCGUCCGAGGAGCCCCCACUUGCCGUGUACGUCGUCGACGCCGUGCUGGUGCCGAGCCAUGUGCGACGGCUGCUGGAUGGGGGCGACGAGGUGGCUGGUGACGCUGGUCUGGGCUGGUUGGACUACCGCAUGCCGCUCUGGGUAACCCUGCUACUCGUGGCCGUGGCGAACCUGGGGAACAUGGCGGACACCUUGAUCAGAUUUCUUGUCACCUUCAACUGAGGCCGCAGGAUGCACUGAACAACAUCAAGAAGAAGAAGGCCGCUCUGUUAGAGUUUUAAUCUGUCUAGUUAGGUUUAACGCAGAGUCAUUGUUGGGUGGGUGUUUGCUCAUGAGUCAGUGCACGUGUUGUUACUCGGUAGUACUGUACACGCUAUGUGUUUAUUAGGUUUAGCUCGUCAUGUUGCUGCAAAUUAAAUGCCUCGUGUAUGUCGCCACUUGCCAGUCGUCAGUGGGAUGGGAAUGUAUGCUCCAGAG